AUGUUUCUCUGCGGACCUGAACUUUGGGACGCCUACAAUUCCCAACAUCCGGCGCACCCGGCAACUAUGUUCUAUGGCAUGAAAUCCACUGCCUUUCACGAUGGAGCCCAAAAUUACCCGCAACGCUUUAACCUUAAAAUCACAGCAGCGGAAUGGCCCAACAACCAGAGGGAACGCUUGUGGGCCCUUAACGAAACUCCUGGCCCCAUCCAUGUUCAGCACGAUGGAAACACCGGGGUUGACCACGGCCCCAACUCAAGAAGAUCCCCAACCUCAGCCUUAGAGAUGCCCUCUACUGCGAAGCAAUGUUCCUCUACCUAUCACCCUGUCUCCAGCCCUAGACACCGGCGCCUCAGAUGGUAUAACUGUCACGGCCACGGUCAUAGCCGUAGUUCCUGGCAAAUGCACACCCUCUCAUAA
Messenger RNA from Paracoccidioides lutzii Pb01, 420 nucleotides. RefSeq lists its product as hypothetical. The transcript is spliced from 2 exons. The record is from RefSeq and is a predicted model, not a curated record. The coding region runs from base 1 to 420 and encodes 139 amino acids.